This is a messenger RNA of Penicillium canescens, 836 nucleotides long. RefSeq names its product membrane magnesium transporter family protein. The record is from RefSeq and is a predicted model, not a curated record. NCBI's taxonomy places the organism in Eukaryota, Fungi, Ascomycota, Eurotiomycetes, Eurotiales, Aspergillaceae. Gene Ontology annotation, cellular component: EMC complex. Gene Ontology annotation, biological process: protein folding in endoplasmic reticulum. The transcript has 3 exons. The coding region runs from base 129 to 485 and encodes 118 amino acids.
CUAUUCAAACUUUCGUAUCGCAAGAUUCAAUCGUAUCCCUCACAUACGGAUAGAAUCGGCCGCACCGACAAGACUCGACCACUGGACCCCAACUCCGCAACCCCCAAACCCCGACCUCACCACCCACUAUGAGCUUCCUUGCACGUCUUGUCACGCUCUUCGGGCUCGUUCUGCUCGGGCAUGCAGGCUACUCUGCCCACGAACACACUGUCCUUUACAGCAACAUUUCCUCCACCGUCCUUCCACACGAUAUCAUCGCCGAAACCCUCGUUUCCGUCCUGGUUGUAUCAAUUGGUCUCGUCCUCGGCACAGAGAAGUUGAAGCCCGUCAGCUGGCGCGACUGGGCGGGCGCCAUUGAACGGGAUGGCGGGGCGCGCAACCCGUUCCUGAGUCUGGAGGAGCGUUAUGCAUUCUGGGAUAUUCGGGCCAAGCGAAAGGAAUUUGCGAACUGGGUCCGUGGUCAGGAUGUGCCGAUCAAAGAGUGAUUGUGGAAAAAUGAAGUUGGGAUAGUAUGUUGCCGGAAGUUGUAUAAAAUCCACAGCGGCGAGAGUGUUCGGUGCCGAAUUGAUAUGCUCGACAUGCGCUUUAAUGCUGCCACUUAUAUCUCCCUGUUUGGCAGUGCUGUGCUCCUGCAAAAUUCAGUGGCGCACUGUAAGACGUAGCGGACAGAAGCCCGGAUCUCCAUUGCAGUGUUUCUAAGGUCGAUAUGAGCCACGCUUCUAUACUUCGCUGAGUCAAGCCAUCCGUUCAUUGAUUUUACAACGAGACUAUGUUCUUCGAUUCCGAACCUUGCCAUUAAAGAGGACAAAUGGUCUGAUGAUUUGGAUAAAAGAAAG